Messenger RNA from Closterium sp. Naga37s-1, 2127 nucleotides. The record is from the annotation of a GenBank genome assembly. NCBI's taxonomy places the organism in Eukaryota, Viridiplantae, Streptophyta, Zygnematophyceae, Desmidiales, Closteriaceae.
AUGGCGCCAGCGUUUACCGCAGAGACCAUCCGCAGCCAUCCCGAUCGACCCUGCGCUCCCCAGGCCCCGUUCCAGAAACCACUCUCUCAGUCAGACCUAAAGCCAUUAGCCGAGCCAGCCUCCGAAGCGCCUCGAGGAGCACCGGCUCUCGCGCAACAAGCACCAGUUGCGAUGAAUUCAGUGGCGACGCAGUGCGACGGUGCCGGCGCCAUGGCUUCUCCGCUGGACGAGAAAAACACGGCCGUUUGGGACGCGAAGAGACUCUUAGACGACGCGGAAAUGCCGGUGGCGUGGGCUGUGGAGGCGUCGCGGCUGUCGCUUUCCAUCGAGAAUCCCAUCCGCAAGAUUACCGACUCUCUCGCCGGCGUGCUCGCCGCAACUUCUGCGCCUGCUGCGUCCGAUGCCGCGCCUGUCGCUCCUCCGAAGCCGCUGAUCUCGUUGGGUCAAGGGGAUCCGACGGCGUUCGGGCAUUUGAAGCUGCCGGAUGUUGCAGUGCGCGCCGUGCAGGACGCUAUAGCGAGUGGUCGCUAUAACGGAUACCCGCCCUCUAAUGGACUGCCUGACGCACGCAGGGCGGUGGCUGAAUUUUGCUCCACGUCAGCACUGGAAACACUCUCUCCUGCCACGUCAGCAGGAUGCGCGCCCACAUGCUCAGCUGCUGACGUGUACAUCACUGGAGGAUGUGGCCCUUCCAUCCAACUGUGCCUAGACGCGCUCGCCAAUCCGGGCAGAAAUAUUUUGCUGCCCCGCCCGGGAUUCCCGGUCUACGAGUGCAUGUGUCUGCACUCUGGCUUGGAGCCCAGAUUUUACGACCUCCUGCCCGAGAAGGACUGGGAGGUGGAUCUCGGGCAGGUUGCAAAACUUCGUGAUGCAAACACGGUGGCUAUACUGGUGUGCAAUCCAGGGAAUCCCUGCGGCCAGGUCUAUUCUCGGCAGCAUCUGGUGGAGAUCCUCACCACAGCAGCUGCUCUCCGCCUACCAAUCCUAGCUGACGAGGUGUACGAGGGCAUCGCUUUCCAGGAAGCUUCGCCCUUCAUCCCUUUGCGGGCUGCCGCCAUGCAGCUAGCCCUGCAACAUCCGCCACAACCCCAGCAAUCCCAUGCCGACCACGCUGCUAACUCGACUGCAGCAGCUGGCAGCAAUGGGAUGGUUGGUAACGGGGUGCAUGUGGAAAAUGGUAACGGGCCUGUUGUUAGUGGAGGAGAGGCAACCCAUGAAGCUGCGCCGAAGAAAGCAUCUAUUACAGCAGCAGCGGCGGCAGCAGCAGCAGCGGGCAGUGUGCCGAUACUGACAGUCAGCUCGUUGUCGAAGCGAUUCCUGGUGCCGGGGUGGAGGGUGGGGUGGAUUGCAGUGCACGACCCUCGCCACGUCCUGAGGGAUGCAAGGGUCAUCGAGUCUUUGGAGCGAAUCCUGCAGUACGCUCCUCAGCCGUGCUCCCUCAUCCAGGCCGCCCUCCCUGCCGUUCUCAACACCACGCCGCCCUCCUUCCUCCGCGACCUCACCUGCCAGCUGGCAGAUGCCGCCCGCACCAGCCUGUCUCGGGUCGGCGCCAUUCCGGGCCUGGAGUGUCCCAGUGAACCGCAGGGAGGGAUGUUCCUCAUGCCUCUCGGGUCGGUGCCGUUUCAGGCCUGGAGUGUCCCAGUGAACCGCAGGGAGGGAUGUUCCUCAUGUCCAGUCCAUUUGUCGCAGGAGUCGCGGUGGCAACGGCAGCUCACUCUUCUUCCGUUCAUUGCACGCGUCUUACAUUUAUCACCCUCCACUUCGUUCCUUUCUCCUUCUCCGUCGUUACAGUCCAGCCCGUUCGUCGCAGGAGUCGCGGUGGCAACGGCGGCUCUCGCGGCGCGGUACGGCAUAGAGGCGUGGCAGGCCUUUAAAACGCGACCCGUGGUGCCGCGCAUUCGGCGCUUCUACGAGGGGGGCUUCCAGCCUACUAUGACGCGGCGCGAGGCUGCUCUGAUUCUUGGGAUCAGGGAGAGUGCAGCGCAGGAGAAGGUGCGGGAGGCCCACAGGCGAGUGAUGACAGCCAAUCACCCAGACGCAGGUGGCAGCGACCUACUGGCGUCCAAGAUCAACGAGGCUAAGGAUGUGCUCAUGGGGCAGUCCAAAGGCAGCGGCUCCGCCUUCUGA